Messenger RNA from Tribolium madens (black flour beetle), 2253 nucleotides. RefSeq names its product nuclear protein localization protein 4 homolog (gene Npl4). Gene Ontology annotation, cellular component: nucleus. Gene Ontology annotation, biological process: ubiquitin-dependent protein catabolic process. The record is from RefSeq and is a predicted model, not a curated record. NCBI's taxonomy places the organism in Eukaryota, Metazoa, Arthropoda, Insecta, Coleoptera, Tenebrionidae. The transcript is spliced from 8 exons. The coding region runs from base 135 to 2006 and encodes 623 amino acids. Gene Ontology annotation, molecular function: ubiquitin protein ligase binding; ubiquitin binding.
GGAAAACUUGCCAAAUUUUGAAAAAUUGCCGGCUUAGUGAUUUUAAUUCGUCGAUGUUGGCACUCGUGCCGAUUGACAAUUCGACUUGAAAUAGUACUGACUAAGCUUAUAAAAAUAUACAUGAAUUUUUUACAAUGUCCAAAGAUAAAGCAAUAUUAUUGAGGGUGCAGUCCCCCGAAGGCACGAAACGGAUCGAAGUGAACGCAUCGGAGAGCACUUGCCGGCUAUUCGAACGUGUCCACGACACUUUCGAUUUGAGCAGUUUCGCGUUUGCUUUAUACAAAGAAAAGAACCUAAAAAAUGAGAUCCCUAGUAGCAAAUCCCGGACUGUGGCCGGCCUAGGCCUCCGCCACGGCGACAUGAUCUAUCUAUGCCCCCUCAACGGGGCUGUCCUCUUCCCCACGGGGAACAACACGCCGUCAGGGGAACCGACCCCAUCCACAAGUUCCCGACCAAAUAGCAGUCUUAGUCUCACCCUCAAGGAGGACCCCGUCGACCUCCAGUUGUACAAACUUGACGGGAAGAUAGCGCGGAAGCCGGACCCCAAACUAUGUCGCCACAAUAGCAACUCUCGCUGUGUGCAUUGCUCGGCCCUGGAGCCCUACGACGAGGCUUAUUUGCGGGAUCACAACGUCAAACACUUGUCUUUUCACGCCUAUUUGCGCAAGAUGACUUCGGGGGUCGACAAGGGCAAGUUUCUAGCCCUUGAGGACAUCUCGUGUCGGAUCAAAAACGGGUGCAAGGACCACCCCCCAUGGCCCAAAGGGAUCUGCUCCAAAUGCCAACCCAACGCAAUCACUCUCAACCGACAAGUCUACAGACAUGUCGAUAAUGUCGCGUUUGAAAAUAAGGAUUUGGUUGAGCGAUUUCUCAAUUAUUGGAGGUCCACGGGACACCAAAGAAUCGGCUUUUUGUACGGCAAUUACGAAAUUCACAACGAUGUGCCUUUAGGUAUCAGAGCCAACGUCGUGGCUAUCUACGAGCCCCCUCAGGAGAGCAGUCGCGACUCUAUUCAUCUCUUGCGUGACGACAAAGAGGAAAUAGUCGAAGAGUUAGCACAGAAUUUGGGGCUGCGACGAGUCGGCUGGAUUUUUACCGAUCUCAUCCCCGAAGAUGUCCAAAAGGGCACCGUUAAACACUUAAGACAUAUUAAUAGUCAUUUUUUGUCAGCAGAGGAGUGUAUCAUGGCCGGACACUUCCAAAGCAUGUACCCCAAUCCUUGCAGAUUCGCCUCGGGGGGCUAUUUCGGCUCCAAGUUUGUCACAGUCUGCGUCACAGGUGAUAAGACUAACCAGGUGCACAUGGAGGGCUACCAGGUGUCAAACCAGUGCAUGGCCCUGGUGCGAGACAACUGCCUUUUGCCGACGAAGGACGCCCCCGAGCUCGGCUACGUGCGUGAAUCUUCGGAUAAACAGUUCGUCCCCGACGUGUACUACAAGGAGAAAGACAACUACGGUAACGAGGUGUCGCGGCUGGGCCGCCCCCUGCCGGUGGAGUACCUCCUGCUGGACGUCCCAGCCUCCACCCCUGUCACCCCCUCGUACACCUUCAACUGCGACCCCUCCAAACAGCCCUUCCCCGUGGAAAACCGCCUCGUUGACGGCGACAUCCAAGAUUUCAACGCCCUCAACCAAUACCUCUCGCAAUUCUCCUCGAGCGAAUUUUUCACAGCGAUCAACGAUUUCCACUUGUUGCUCUACAUCGCGACUAUGGACAUGCUCCCCAUGAAGGAGUACAUGGGGCCUUUGCUGUGCGCUUUGAAGAACCGCGACGCGGGGGCUGCCGAGGAGUGGUCCAGGAGCGAGCAUUGGGCCACCAUCGAGCAGUUGAUCGCGGCCAGUUCACCGCCCCCGUCCAGGCCGGGCAGUGUGGCCGGAAGUGUCAACGUGGGAGCGGGGUCGUCGAGCGGGGGGCUAGCCAAGUGGACGUGCCCCCAUUGCACGUUUUUGAACACUUCGGAUGUGAGCAAUUGCGAAAUGUGCAGUCUUCCGAGGUCUACGAAUUAACACAGGAGGUAACCAAUUCGUUUCAGGUUUGCACGAGGUGAUUGAAUUAUUAUUUAAUGGUUAUAAUACAUGUAAAUCUUUAGUUUUAGUCUCACUUAUUUUUCUAAAUUGUGUAACGGCGAUUAUUUAUUAGUUACAUACUGUAAAUAAAUUACCGAGUCUUGGUUUUUGUUUUGUUUUUAAUGUUCUAUUGUACGGUGAUAACGUUUUCGUACAUAACUCAAUAAAAACAAGUUUAUCCAUGAAA